Messenger RNA from Penicillium cosmopolitanum, 438 nucleotides. RefSeq lists its product as uncharacterized. Bases 1 to 438 code for a protein of 145 amino acids. Lineage: Eukaryota; Fungi; Ascomycota; Eurotiomycetes; Eurotiales; Aspergillaceae. The transcript has 3 exons. The record is from RefSeq and is a predicted model, not a curated record.
AUGUCAGAGAUCCAGAGAGCUAGGCGAGUUGAGAAUGUUGCCCCUGUUGCCGGCCGGACAGCAAGCCUGAAUGUUGCCACUCAUGAGUCUCAUGUGGUAUCUGAGUCCUUGGAGGACUUGGGUAGGUCCCGUUUCGCAACAAUCUGGGAAAAGGAGUUGAUUCGCAGCGUCGGAAUGGCCGUCGACGCAGAUCGUGAGUCCUUCGUGAACAACCUAAUGGAGAAAGGUUUCACGUCAGAUCAGAAUUGGAUCAGGGUCCGUCGAAUGCUGGUCUUGAUGACUUGGAUACUGUGUGGAACAACUCGGGGUGCGUGGGAGGGAUGGGAUGCGGAGAGGAUGUGGGAGGAAUGCAAGAACAGAAUGGAACACCAUAAGUCAGCCGAUUCCUACCAGGACUACCUGAUGACUCUCAAAUUCGCUUCCCCUCCUCACCGUUGA